This is a messenger RNA of Penicillium antarcticum, 1368 nucleotides long. Its product is annotated as putative ZIP family zinc transporter. The transcript is spliced from 3 exons. Gene Ontology annotation, molecular function: zinc ion transmembrane transporter activity. Bases 1 to 1368 code for a protein of 455 amino acids. NCBI's taxonomy places the organism in Eukaryota, Fungi, Ascomycota, Eurotiomycetes, Eurotiales, Aspergillaceae. Gene Ontology annotation, cellular component: plasma membrane. The record is from RefSeq and is a predicted model, not a curated record. Gene Ontology annotation, biological process: zinc ion transmembrane transport.
AUGCAGAAUGCCCAGUCGUGGCAGCCUGCAAACGGCAUAUCUUCUGGUGACUUGAAGCGCGCCAUGUUGGCUCUCUCAGGCAUUCCCGAUUCUAUCUUGAAAGCAGAGCUUCUUCGGCGAGAUGGAGCUCCAGAUGACACGCCGGCGUGUGGCUCCAAGGAGCGGGGUGCCUAUAACACUCCGUUACAUGUUAUGGCACUGUUCCUCAUCCUUAUCCUGAGUACAUUCGUGCUUGCGCGCCGAUUCCCCGGUCUCCCAAUCCCCCGUCGCUUCCUAUUUAUAUCGAGACACUUCGGAACGGGUGUCCUGAUUGCGACGGCAUUUGUACACCUUCUCCCUACAGCCUUCGUCUCCUUGACCGACCCAUGCCUUCCUAAAUUUUGGAGUCAGUCAUACCGCGCUAUGGCGGGCUUCGUUGCAAUGAUCGCCGUCUUUGCUGUUGUCCUCGUGGAAAUGUUCUUUGCAAUGAAAGGUGCAAAACAUGUGCAUGGGAGCGAAUACGAUAACCUCAUUGGUGAAGUUGGUCGCCACUCUCUAAGUGAAUUGGGCGAUGCAGACAGAGACUACUCGGGGUUAGAAUCUCGGAGAGCUUCGGAAAGCAUUAAUCUAGAUAAUAUGCACUACAACCCCAAAUCAGGGAUAGCGAGAGCUUCCGGCUCGUCGCAUGAACUUGACCGGCUCAAUGUGGCGGAGACAUCUGCAGGCAAAGAGGAUGAUCUCUCCGACAUUGAUGGUCUUGACGCCUACACAGAUGAUGACCUGCAGCCAAUCAAUAGACAGGCAGCUCAAUCUCAGCCUCGUCGCCAUCGGCCACAUACAAGUGAGAGUCACCGACAGCAAGCGGAGUCGGACCUUCCAAUGCAGAACCCGCAACGCCAACUUCUUCAGUGUCUCCUUCUGGAGGCUGGCAUUUUGUUCCACAGCAUCUUCAUUGGCAUGGCGCUCAGCGUUGCAACUGGCACGUCGUUUGUCGUGCUUUUAAUCGCCAUCAGUUUCCACCAGACCUUUGAGGGCUUUGCCCUCGGAUCUCGGAUUGCGUCGCUCAUCCCAGAUCUAUUCGCUCCGAAUUCCAUGAAACCAUGGCUGAUGUCACUUGCCUAUGGAACGACCACACCAGUCGGCCAAGCCAUUGGUUUGGUUUUGCAUAACCUCUACGAUCCCGCAAGCACGACUGGACUACUGAUGGUUGGUAUUACCAAUGCCAUCAGCAGCGGCCUUUUGCUCUUUGCGGGCUUGGUAGAACUCCUGGCGGAGGACUUCCUCAGUGAGUCAAGUUAUGAGACCCUCAAGGGUAGACGACGUGUCGAGGCCUGCGUAUCUGUUGCUUGUGGUGCUCUUCUCAUGGCCUUUGUCGGUGCCUUUGCUUAA